AUGGAAAAUCUAAGUGUAGACUCACCAAAAGAGACUGACGUAGAUGCAGAGAAGUCAAAGAAUAUCCAACCUAAAAAACUGGAAAUGCAGAAGGAUUUGAUUAGGGACACCUCGGCAUUCAACUUUUCAAAAGCAUUAUUGAAGAAAUCAUCCCGUUUCUUUUCUGCGUCAUUCUUCUCUUUCCAUGUUGAUGGGAUUGAAUUCACACCGGCUUCAGUUUUCCUUACUCUUAUAGAGUCUGCAAGGAAGCAAUUGCCUAAGCUGGUGGUUCGGUUGUUGCUUGUCGGAGCAGGAUACAGGGUUGCCUUUUAUGCCAGCCGGAAAGGGACAAUUGGCCAGCUAUUUCAACAGCCAGAUAUUAUCACCACUAGUAUUGAUGAAGUUUCUUCAAACACAAAGCCUCUUGUUCGACAAAUAAGGAAAUUUCCCCAGAAAAUAAAAGAACUAAUGGAGAUGCUUCCUCAUCGAGAGGAAUUGUUCCUUUUUUCUCAAAUAAAUGAGGAAGAAGCUUCUCUCUUUGACAUAUUAUGGUUAUUGCUUGCAAGUGUUACAAUGGUGCCUACAUUCCAGAAAAUCCCUGGAGGUGACUGA
Ilex paraguariensis (yerba mate) is the source of this 591-nucleotide messenger RNA. The record is from the annotation of a GenBank genome assembly. NCBI's taxonomy places the organism in Eukaryota, Viridiplantae, Streptophyta, Magnoliopsida, Aquifoliales, Aquifoliaceae.